UAGCUCAGUAAGUUGGUGUGACAGGCGGUAGCAUAAAUACGAGCCCACGAGGAAGCUGAGCUGGUGUGUAAUGAUAGGGCAGCAGCCGCGGCUGCAGCAAACCGCCUGCUCCCGGAGCCGAUGCCACACAGGUGCUCGCAGGGCGCCAGAGGAGGAAUUAGAUAGCGGCGGAGGCUAGAGCACACCCCAGAGUUUUCACCUGUGGACAAAACAGUGCCGAGCCGGCCAGUGAAAGCCAAGGGAAAGCAGAGACUGAUCAGUGAUCAGUCACGUCUAGGGAAACCAAAGUUGAAAGUUUGUUUUGUUGUUUUGUUUUGCUUUUCCUCUGUUUUUCUUUUUUCACUCCCCCUCCCCUGGUGUGACACUACCAUGGUCAGAAAGCCAGUUGUGGCCACCAUCUCCAAAGGAGGUUACCUGCAGGGCAAUGUGAGCGGGAGGCUGCCCUCCAUGGGGGACCAAGAGGCACCUGGGCAGGAGAAAGUGGUCCUGAAAAAGAAGAUCACUUUGCUGAGGGGGGUCUCCAUCAUCAUCGGCACCGUCAUCGGAGCGGGCAUCUUCAUCUCCCCCAAGGGCAUACUCCAGAACACGGGCAGCGUGGGCAUGUCCCUGGUGUUGUGGUCUGCCUGUGGAGUACUGUCACUUUUUGGAGCCUUGUCCUAUGCCGAACUGGGUACGAGCAUAAAGAAAUCUGGUGGUCAUUACACAUACAUUCUGGAGGUCUUUGGUCCUUUGCUAGCUUUUGUCCGAGUCUGGGUGGAACUGCUCAUAAUACGCCCCGGAGCUACGGCUGUGAUAUCCCUGGCAUUUGGACGAUACAUUCUGGAACCAUUUUUUAUGCAAUGUGAAAUUCCUGAACUUGCAAUCAAGCUUGUAACAGCUGUGGGCAUCACUGUGGUGAUGGUCCUGAAUAGCAUGAGUGUCAGCUGGAGUGCCCGGAUCCAGAUUUUCCUAACCUUCUGCAAGCUCACAGCAAUUCUGAUAAUUAUAGUCCCUGGAGUUAUACAGCUAAUUAAAGGGCAAACACAGCACUUUGAAGAUGCAUUUUCAGGAAGAGAUGCAAAUCUAAUGGGGUUGCCCCUGGCUUUUUAUUAUGGGAUGUAUGCAUAUGCUGGUUGGUUUUACCUCAAUUUUAUUACCGAAGAAGUAGAAAAUCCUGAAAGAAACAUCCCCCUUGCGAUCUGCAUCUCCAUGGCCAUCAUCACAAUUGGCUACGUGCUAACAAACGUGGCCUAUUUUACGACCAUCAGCGCUGAGGAGUUGUUGCUAUCCAAUGCUGUGGCGGUGACCUUCUCCGAGCGGCUGCUGGGAAAUUUCUCAUUAGCAGUCCCGAUCUUUGUUGCCCUCUCCUGCUUCGGCUCCAUGAACGGUGGCGUGUUCGCUGUCUCCAGGCUGUUCUAUGUUGCAUCCCGAGAAGGGCACCUUCCGGAAAUCCUCUCCAUGAUUCAUGUCCACAAGCACACUCCUCUGCCAGCUGUUAUUGUUUUGCAUCCUUUGACGAUGAUAAUGCUCUUCUCCGGAGACCUCUACAGUCUUCUCAACUUCCUCAGUUUUGCCAGGUGGCUUUUUAUGGGGCUGGCAGUUGCUGGGUUGAUUUAUCUGCGAUACAAACGCCCAGAUAUGCGUCGUCCUUUCAAGGUGCCUCUGUUCAUCCCAGCGUUGUUUUCCUUCACCUGCUUCUUCAUGGUUGCUCUCUCCCUCUACUCGGACCCAUUUAGCACUGGGAUCGGCUUCCUUAUCACACUGACAGGAGUCCCUGCAUAUUAUCUCUUCAUUGUCUGGGAUAAGAAGCCCACGUGGUUCAGACAAUUAUCAGACAGGAUAACCAGAACAUUACAGAUAAUACUAGAAGUUGUACCAGAAGACUCUAAAGAAUUAUGAACUUCAUACAUCAAAGUCCUGGCCAUCUGCUCAGGACUGAGAUACAAAAUGGAUCUUUAUUUCAAGAAAACACAACUUGGGUGAUGGACUAAAAGAACCGGUUAUUUCUAUUCAUAUCUUCUAGUGUAUUCAAACUAAUUUCUGGGCAGUUUACUGGUAACUCAGUAUAUUUAUAGAAAGCUAGUAUUCAAGUCAUACAGUGAGGCAAGCUCAGUUCUUGAGUCUGGAGAAAAUGACAAAGGGCAUUGGUUACUGGGAUAUGAUUCUCUGCAACAUUUCUUAUAGUGACUGAGAACCUUCAACUAGAAGACCAAAGUGUUUUCUGUAUGUAGGGUGUCUGUAAACAUAGCUUUACCUACUGGGACAUCUAUACUGUGAAAAGUGUUUUCUAUUUUUCUGAAAAAAGAAGUCAUUAUUGUGGCAAAGGGGUCAGAAAUAAUUUUAUUUUACAUAGACCUUGGAUUGUUUUCCUUUAGUGACCAACAUGGCUGUCACUUAUCUUUCAAUGGUUUAUAAUCAGAGCAUCAGAACAAAAGAUGGGGGAGUAUUGUGUAUGGGGGAGUAUUUUGUGUGUGCGCGCACACACACGUGUGUGUGUGUGUGUGUGUGUGUGUGUGUGUGUGUGUGUAUGUGUGUGUGUAGGUUGAGGUUGAACUCAGGGCUUUGCAAAAGCCAGGCAAACACUCUACCAUUGAUCUACAUCCACAAACCUUAAUUUUCUUGAAUGCCUUAAAGGAGCAUUUCUUGAGGCUAUUAUUCAUGAGGCAAUCCUGGGAACUGUGUUUGAAUAAAAAUCAUGGAGAAUUUGUUAGGUUAAAGACUAUUUCACCGAUGGUUGGGAGGUUUGGUGUUUGGAGUGCCACUUUGUUUUCAUCCCGGCUCCUUAGUUGUGGACAACGUGUACUUUUUGGUAAAUCAUGGAUGAACAACCUCCUUGGAAAUUUUAAUCACUCCAAUACAGCAUCAACCCGGGAGAAACUGCCCAUGGAACUAAACAUGGAGCUUUAUCUCUAUAAGCACGUUCAUAUACAGCGUUAGUAGUUCUAAUCACUUUUCCUUUCACUUUGUGGCUGUUUUUACACAGUGAUGAUUUCUGACAGUGUGUGCAUUCCCUUUAGAGUUCUGUUAAAGUAUGCCUCUGGAUAAAACUAUCUGGAUCAAUUAGGAAAAGCUCAGACUUACAUAAAAACUAUGGAAGAAAUGUCACCGCUUAGGAAGACAUUCAGCUGAUCUCCUAAAAUGUUUCUACUUCUAAAUCUAGGCUUGUCCAAUCGUUUCUUCCCUUUAAUUAUAAUUCAACUUGCAAAAGCAGUAACUGAACAAACCAAUUGGAAGGGAGUCUUCAGUAUGUGUGUUCAGCUGGGUGGUACAGGGUCAGGGUACAGGGUACAGAGAGAACACUGGGCAAUUUUCAACUGGGAUUAUUGUAAUGAUGGGAUUUUGAAACCCUUAUUUCUAACAUCCAAAGAUUAAAUGCUCAGCACGGACACAGUAAAUUUCAUCCCUUACAUUCUGACCACUUAAAAAUGAGAUGUUUAAAAAUUAUCCUAAUUAAUAAAACCACUGAGUUCAUAGUUAAUUGUCCAAAGUACAAAUGGUGAUUUUAAUCCUGAACAAUUCACCAAUUCAGCUUUUUAAAGCCUCAAUGACAUUUAAUGAAUACCCAAAGUUAACUUUUUUUUUCAAAAGGCCAAACCAAGUGUUUAUUUCCCUAAGUGAACUUGUAACAAUUCCUGCUGUUUUUACUAACAUGGGCUUUCCAAAAUCUGUGUCUAGUUUCUAGAACUAAAAUAGUGUUACUUUGUUGUCAUCUAUCUCUGGUAGAUGUUGCUGGAGGUGCAUAUUUUUAUAUUGCUAUUUUUAUACCAGACCCAUAAGAUUUAACGCGGCAGAGUCCUCUUCUUACCUAUGAGAUGGAGUAAAGCCAUGGAGAGGGUCCUUGGAGACUUGGUUCUUCCUGAAGCUAAUGUACUCUCUGGCUGGUUGGUCUCAUUGUAUUAUCUACUUGUCUUUCCUUGUGUGAGCUCAGGGUAUGCUUUGUUAUUCCUCCUCUCUUUUCAAAGAUUUUUUUGUAGCAUUAAAUUUAUAAUGCCAUUGUAAUACAUUUUAACCAAGCAUAAGAGAAAUCAAUAUUUCUUUAAAAUACUCUCCAUGGAGUUUUGUCUUAUUUUGAAGUUAUAUCCUAAGAGGACACAGCAUUUCUUCAAUCAUGGGAUUCAUGCUCAUAAUUGUUUUAGUGAGAACUUGUAAAAUAGACUUUUUACUUAGAAAUACUCCUACACACUUAUAAUGUGUGUUUUUAUACAAAGUAAUUUUUUUGUAUUUUAGAUUAAUGUGUGUGUAUGUACAUGUGAUUACAUGUAUUAAUGUUUGUGCUGGAUGCAGCCUAAACAGUUUAAGAUAUACAAUACUCUAUUUAAAAAUAUUCUUUGUUUAGUAUACAAAGCCUUGAACAUGUAAUUUUUAAAGCACCUAGAUUACCAAAAUUUAGGUGCAAUUUUAUUCUUCUCACACAAUUAUAUUUCCACUGAUUGAUAUUUUAACUGUGCUAUUUUGUCUCUUUUAAAGCAUUGGAUUCUCCCCUUUGAUUUCAAGUAGCUCUUAUAAAUGGUGGGUUUGCUUAGCUGGCAGGAGGACCAGCAUUGUCUUUCUUCAGGAGAUUUACCAUUUGUCCUAGCAAACAUGGCUCUGUCCAGUCCCACUUAUAAGAUUACAGGUGCACACCCACAGUCUGUGUGUGUUUCCCCUCCCCGCCACUCCCCCAACCCUUUGGGCUUAGGGUCUAGCCAGCUGACAGAGUUCCGAUCCCAGUGCUCCCAAGUCUCUCUAACACUAGAGUAUACAUUUGGAAACAUUUUAAUUUUUUUCAUAUUGCCUUAUGUGUCUGCCUAAAUUGUUUCCUCAACUGCCAUUGGAACAGCAACAGAUGGUUUUCAUGAAGACAACUAUUUAGCAGAAGCUCUCAUAAUAAGCCGGGAGCAGCCUUUGGCCAACUCACUGUUUUCUCUCAAUUUGCAGGUGAAUGAGAUGCAAAGAAAGAGAGCAUCUCCCACUUUUGUGGAUGUCUUGUAAGGGAGGUGUGCAAAGACAGCUCCGGGUCAGGAUAACAAGAAGUGCAGGGAGUCUCUGAUUAGCAGUAACCACAUUUCACUGUCCUACAACAAAGUCAGAGAAAUGUCAAAGCUUGUCUGUUGAAUGCAAAUGAGUAUCCUGAGAAGGUAAUUAAGCAGGAGCUUUGGUCUCUCCAGUGCACCCAAGCUCCUUCCAAGGUCCCAGCACUACUUUAGGAAGAUUGUGUUUUUAAAAAGGAAGACCCAGAAUUGGGACUGGCUCAGCUUCUGGGAACUCUGACUGCUCCUGCAGGCCACCUGAGUUCAGUUCCCACCACCCACAUGGUGGCUCACAGCCAUGGGUGACUACAGUUCCAGAGAAUCCAACUUCUGCCAUCUGUGUGCACAAGGGUUGCCCACGGUGCUCACACAUACAGACAUUCAUAUAUUAAAAAUAAAAUAAGAUGUAUGUAAAUCAUUUAAAGAGCAGGAAAAUCACAUAUACAAUAUACAAUGCGGUACCCACGUUAUUUUAAUGAAUAAGAUAAAAAUUAUUCCUAUUUUUUAUAAAGACAGUCAUAGAAUAUUUGUAAGCCAUAUUUUAAAAGCUACAUUAAUUGAAAUGAACACAUGAAAACUAUUAGUGCCUGUCUCAUAAGGUCUAUGUGGUAUGGAAGACAAUGGUUUUAGUUGCGUUUGUUGUGAGUAGUAGAAAAGCAGUGAAUGGAGUUUUAUUUGUAGUUCUUUUUCCUAUUCUGGAAAGAAAUAGAUUUGAUAUUCCAAUGAAAAUGGGUCAAAAAACUUGCUUUAUUUGAAUAUCAUUUGCUUUGUAAUGUGCUGUGUGUUGGUGCUGAUGGAGUGCAGGAUGGUGUUUUAUGUUGCUAAUCAGUCAAGCCAGGAAUUGAGUCAUGGCAAGAAGCUCAUAGAGGAUAUAAAUUAGAGGAGAUAAUGAGUCAUUUGCAUAGCUUCUGUUUACAUUGUAUAUGAGUAAAAGAAUUACUGCCUGCUUAUGUAGUUAAGCUAAAUUUUCCCCAUAAAUAGUAUUUCAAAAGUCUUUCAAUAUAUUUAAGAGUUGAAAGUGUGACCUCUAGGUAGGCCACUGAUUGUUAGUACUGUACUUUAAAAUAGUGAGUUAACAGCCAAUUUUUUUAUAAGCAAUCCUUUAUUUUAUCAAAUUUUAAAAUUUCUAUCUAAAAAUAAAUGAUCUGUUUUUUAAGUCACAUAUUGGUGCAAAGGCAUGAGUUAUGACCAUGUAGAAAACUCGCCGUUUCUGUUUUAUGAGACACUGCCGUUCUUUACCAACUCAUGGUGAUACUGUUAGUGCUACUUACUCAUUUUCUUUUCUAAAAUCUAUUUCUGUUUCAUUUACAUAAGAUAACUGUUCCAUGUGCUUCAGUGUUUGAGACUGUGCCUUCAAGAUGGUAACUAUAGAAAGACUCACAUUCCAAGAUUUCCUUAGUGAAAAAUCUGCCACUUUUAUUUAAUUCCUUGGGAUUAUCCCCUGUUUUUCCUUAUUUCCACUUGGCUGGAAAUGCAGAGGGUGGUUUCAGCCUCCAAACAGCUGCCUGCUCCAUGCAUAUUUCAGCCUGUUUGGAUCAAAGGUGCUUUUAUAGUAUCAACAACUGCCCACAGUUUUAUAGAUAAUACUUUCAAAGAAAUGGUGACUCAUUAGGCGUCUGACAGCCACGUGGAUGACUGCUGCAACUCAAUAGUAAACACACUAGCUCACUUUAGUAUGUACACUACUGAUUUUUAAGCUGAAUUAAUUAUCGGUUGGAAGACCUGCUUGCUACAUCUUUGUUACUUCUUGAUGAAGCCAAUAAAGGCAGUAUUGAAGGCAGGGGGAUGGUGGGGGGGUGGAGGAGAAGACAAAGGCUCAGUUACCUCUCUGCAGCAGUAACUGUGUUUUGAGCACUUCCUGUGACUGUGGUUUGCACAGCAUGUUGUGGGAAAAUGAGUUAGAUCUUUGAGUGUUACAGCUCUAAGUGGGCUGUGCUUGGUCUGAUAAAAAGGCACAUUUUGAUGGUAGACCUCAUAUGUUCUUACUGAUGACCCUUAAUAGCUACAGGCUCAGAACUACAGUCAUAUCUUCCCAGGAGACAAGACAUUAUGGGUUCCAGCUCCUAGAAUUGAAGGGUCUUGUUUCAGAGAAUUUACAAAUUAAUCCUUUCCUAGAAUUUCUCUAUUAUUCUACUUACUAAAUAAUACAAUCAAAUAUUAUCUUAAAGUUGAAAAGUACUUUGGAGAAAAAAAAACCCACAAAAUCCAGCCACAUUAUUUGCAGUGGAUGAAUGUUUAAAGCAGGAGAAAUUACUUACUUACUUCACCUUAUUUCAGAUACUAGUCAAUAGCACGGUUUAAUACCCUGAAGGCAAAAAUCCUGUAUCAUUAAACCUAUGUUUUCCUAUAUGUAUGUAGAUAUAUGGUAGUGAUUAUUUGACAAACCACCAGAAUUCUCUUAUGAUUUGAGUUACUCAGCCAUCUUCUUGGAGAGACUUGCUAGCCAAUCCUUUUCUCUGAGCAUUUCAUUACUGCUGUUGCAAAAUCUGCAACUAAGUUUUAAACAAGGUUCUUCUUGAUAUUAUCUAUGUCCAGAGUGUUUCACUCUUAGAAGUUUCUACAAUUGGUAGCAAUUGCAGUAUAUGCUUCAUUUCAGAAGCUUGUAUACUUUGAAUGCAGACAUUGGCCCCAAUUUCUAUUUCUGUCAAUGGGUUUCAGUACAGUAAUAAUGAGAGUCAGUGCUUUUCAACAUGUGGGAAUUUUGCAAGCAUAAGUAUCAGAUAUGUUUUCUACCUUUGCCAACAGGAUGCAAAAAUGUAGUUAAGUCUCUCUAAUGCUGUUCUGGCUGCCUGUGGUUUUAUACUAAGCACGUUCCUGAGAAUGCAUUACAACUGGUCUCUUGUGCUAGAUGCUUGGAGAACUUAAUUUGUCUUCUCUCUCAGAUAAAACCCAAACCCUGAAUUUCAUAGUGCAUAGUUCUUAUUGUACUGAGACUUACAUGGUAGUCAUGCACUGGGAAGGGAAAGUUUUAGUUAGUAAUUCAGGAUUCAGUCAACCUGCACACCUCUUUAUUUUAGUAUAUCUGGACUUACUUUGCUGAAAUAUGGGGUUACACAUUUUAUCUAAGUAUUUGACAUGCUAAGUUUUUCUUCUUCCAUCAAAGAGUAGAGAAAUUCUUAUGUGUGUUGGUUUGUUCAUGUAAAGGUAUUAGACACUGUAGAUAAAUGUACUUCACACCCCUUCCAUUCUUCUGCAAACAUCAUUAAGUGGUUCUGGUGGAGUUGCCUUAGCCCAGCAGUAGUCAAGGUGACAAAUGUAAUUUGAUCUGUGCUCCAGUUGUAAUUUACAAGCAUGCUAAGACCUGUGUUGGAUCUAGACUGUGUUUCUCAUGACCUUGGAGCAUUAGACACAUGGCAGGAGCAUGGUAGCUUUAUUCUGGUGAUAUCAACACAGAAUUAGAAAGAUGCUGUCAAGACAGAAUGGUGCCCUGUGUUCUCUUUACUCCUCAUUUCUGGCAGAGUCCUUUACCUUGGCAUUGGGAUGAUGAUCCUUGGUGAAGGUGAUGGCUAUAGUUUGCACAAACCUCACACAAUGUCUUACAUUGAGUAGCGAAUACUUAAAGGGUAAGAUGGCUUUGGUACAAAAAUGUUGAAUAAUAAAUUGUGAGCAGUGCAGAGAGUGCAGAGGAACUGUUAUUUGUGGAUCUUGUGGUGUCUUCAAAUUCCUUGGCUCUGGUGUUGUGACAACAUGUGAUAUAUGAAAUCAUGUGGGUUCUUCUACAGCUGAAUGACUUCCCCCUAGGGAGAGCUCUGCUGUAGCAAACUCAUUGUGGGAUGGUGUCCAUGGUCUGAUUGUACAAGUGGGAAAGCAUAGAGAAAUGUGUGCUGUCUGAUGGAAAUGUUUCUUGUCCAUGUUUUCAUAUGGAAUGCAUUUUGGUGCAAUAUGACGUCACUCCAAUUCACAAUGUUGAGUUAUAUUUCAGUUGUAUUUGUGGAGUUGCCCAUUUGUUAUGCUUCUAGCUGCUUCGAUAUUUGUGUGUCUUUCUUGUACAUAAUUUCACUUGAAAAUAAGUGGAGAUUUGAAUAAAUAUUUGAUAGUUUACA
Molecule: messenger RNA, 9031 nt
Organism: Mesocricetus auratus (golden hamster)
Lineage: Eukaryota; Metazoa; Chordata; Mammalia; Rodentia; Cricetidae
Gene: Slc7a11
Product: solute carrier family 7 member 11
Exons: 12
Coding region: 370-1878 (502 amino acids)
Biological process (GO): amino acid transmembrane transport
Cellular component (GO): membrane
Molecular function (GO): L-amino acid transmembrane transporter activity
Source: RefSeq, a predicted model, not a curated record